ACAGUCGUAGGAAACUCUACUCGAGCACUGACCCCCUUUACUCGUGUCAUCUUUAACUCUGACUCUGUGUCUCUGCAGGCCGACAUCUGGUCGCUCGGCAUCACGGCCAUCGAGCUCGCCAAGGGCGAACCUCCGCACUCAGAGCUGCAUCCGAUGCGAGUGCUGUUCCACAUCCCCAAGUCGCCCGCUCCGCAGCUGGAGGGAGAUUUCUCCAAGAGCUUCAAAGACUUCACAGAGUCCUGCCUCAACAAGGACCCCACCUUCCGUCCGACAGCCAAAGAGCUCCUCAAACACAAGUUCAUCGUCAAACACUGUAAGAAGACGUCGUACCUCAGCGAGCUCAUCGACAGGUACAGGAGGUGGAAAGCUGAGGGCCACAGCGACAGCAGCUCCGAGGACUCAGACAGUGAGUCCAGUAAUAAGGAGAACAGCGAGUCUCCGCCGUGGUCCUUCACCACCGUCCGCAAGAAGAAGACGGAGGGCAGGAAGGUCCUCAAUGGAACGGGUCAAGAUCAGCUGAGUAAAUCUGCCAGUCUGACAACAGUCAUCUCUCCUGUCUUCACUGAGUUGAAGCAGCAGCACAAGGAGCACUCUGAGCAGCGAUUGGCCAUCGAGGAGUUGGAACGCAACAUCCGAUUGGCUGAAGAGGUCUGUCCAGGCAUCACGGACAGGAUGGUCACACACAUUAUUGCCAGGUACCAGAAAUUCACGACCAAGUGAAGGACUCAAAAAUGGAUCAGAAAAGGAAGUACGUUUUUGCAAAGAGAGACUGUGUCUCCGAACGGUGACGCUGCUGGAUGAUUUGGAAACUGAGGAGAUUUGCUGUGCGAUGUCUCCUCGCUGUACUCACACAUCACACACAUAUACACACAGACACACAUGCACACACACUACUAAUGUAAUAUAUACACUAUAUAUUAGAAAAAAAUAUAUUCACUGCUGUUGGUUGAAGAACUUUUUUUUUUGGAAAUCAUUUUGUUUGAAACUAUUCAUCAGUUGGAUUUUUGAUUUCCGUUUCCCCUUUUUAGUGUAACAAACUAUUUUUUGCUCAAACUUAACUUAAAUUUUCUAUAAAUCUUCUAAAUUACCAUAACGUGCCUUAAUAAUUUAUGCCUUCAUUUUUCUAAAUGUAGACAUCACUUUUUUUUUUUAGAGUUGAUGUCUUUUUUUUUUGUUUUUUUGUUGAAACCACACACAGAAAUAGAAGAAGGUUCUUGCCCACCAGCAGUGGUAUGUACUGUGUCAUGAUAUGUCUUGACUUUGUAGAUGACGAUAUGUUUGUUCAGUAGCACUUGAGACAGAUUAUAUGCCAAUAUUACAUAUUUUUGUUGUCUUCAGUAAUGCUUUUGAAUUACAGUUCCCUGAAAACGACAUUUAGUCGAGGUUAGAUCUACCCUCCAAAGUGAAAUUUUCAGUUUUCAUGGUUAAAUUUGGUCAUUUUAGCUGUGAUUUUACUGCAAUGGAAAUUUUAAAUACUAUUAAUAAUGUAAUCCACCAUUGGAACAGAUCGACUACUGGUGUAUUCAUAUGGAAAGUAUUUGAUCUAAGGUUUAAAAAAAAAGGCUGAAA
Messenger RNA from Plectropomus leopardus (leopard coralgrouper), 1569 nucleotides. NCBI's taxonomy places the organism in Eukaryota, Metazoa, Chordata, Actinopteri, Perciformes, Serranidae. The record is from RefSeq and is a predicted model, not a curated record.